AUGGACCGCAGCAACCGCACCUCGGUGACGGAGUUCAUCCUGCUGGGCAUCGCCCACACCGCCGGCCUGGAGACCAUGCUCUUCCUCUUCUUCCUGGCCUUCUACCUGUUCGCCCUGCUAGGAAACCUGCUCAUCUUGCUCGCCAUCCUGGCCUCCUCCACCCUGCGCACCCCCAUGUACUUCUUCCUGGGCAACCUGUCUGUGUUCGACCUAUUGUUUCCCUCUGUGAACACCCCGAAGAUGAUGGGGGCCCUCCUGGGGCGGGGCCGUACCAUCUCCUUCCAGGGCUGCGCCUCUCAGGUCUUCUUCUACCACUGCCUGGGCUGCACCGAGUGCUUCCUGUACACCGUGAUGGCCUACGACCGCUUCGUGGCCAUCUGCCACCCGCUGCGCUACACGGCCAUCAUGAGCCGCCGGGUGUGCGCCGGCCUGGCGCUGGGCACGUGGCUGGGCGGCUGCGUGCACGCCUCCAUCCUCACCUUCCUCGUCUUCAGGCUGCUCUACUGCAGCCCCCGCGAGGUGGACAGCUUCUUCUGUGACAUCCCCGUGGUGCUGCGUCUGGCCUGUGCCGACACCGCCCUGGUGCAGACGGUGAGCCUCACCAACGUGGGCGUGGUCUCCCUCACGUGCUUCCUGCUGGUGCUCACGUCCUACACACGCAUCGUCGUCUCCAUCCUGCGCAUCCGCUCCUCGGAGGGCCGGCGCAGGGCCUUCUCCACCUGCAGCGCCCACCUGACCUCCGUCCUCCUGUUCUACGGCCCUGUGAUCGUGGUCUACCUCAGGCCUGCCUCCAGUCCCUGGCUCGACGCCGUGGUUCAGGUGUUCAACAACAUCGUCACCCCUUUCCUCAACCCGCUGAUCUAUUCCUUGAGGAACAGGGAGGUGAGCUCAGUGCUGAGGAAGGCGCUAUCGCUUGUGGCCCAGCCUCUGGGUCAUAAGGACUAG
Molecule: messenger RNA, 945 nt
Organism: Dipodomys ordii (Ord's kangaroo rat)
Lineage: Eukaryota; Metazoa; Chordata; Mammalia; Rodentia; Heteromyidae
Product: olfactory receptor 149-like
Exons: 1
Coding region: 1-945 (314 amino acids)
Biological process (GO): G protein-coupled receptor signaling pathway
Cellular component (GO): membrane
Molecular function (GO): G protein-coupled receptor activity; olfactory receptor activity
Source: RefSeq, a predicted model, not a curated record